Maniola jurtina (meadow brown) is the source of this 1367-nucleotide messenger RNA. Its product is annotated as all trans-polyprenyl-diphosphate synthase PDSS2-like. NCBI's taxonomy places the organism in Eukaryota, Metazoa, Arthropoda, Insecta, Lepidoptera, Nymphalidae. The record is from RefSeq and is a predicted model, not a curated record. Gene Ontology annotation, biological process: ubiquinone biosynthetic process; isoprenoid biosynthetic process. The transcript is spliced from 5 exons. Gene Ontology annotation, cellular component: transferase complex; mitochondrion. The coding region runs from base 96 to 1367 and encodes 423 amino acids. Gene Ontology annotation, molecular function: prenyltransferase activity.
CAGGAUCAGAUAAUAUAAUCAAGGAACAUAUUAUUACCUAACUAUCUUCCUUUAAGUUACAAAAGUUGCCCAAAAGUGGUAGCUUGGUGGUCGCAAUGAUCUGGAACCAUCGGCUUCUCUUCUUAGAUCUAAAAAUUGCUAACUUAAAAUUCAGAACUGAAGGAAACUUUAAGAAUCUCAGGAGAUCAUACUCUCGAUGGGGUGGUAUCAUCAGUCAGCGCGAGGAGCUGGACUGGCGCGAUGUGAUCACGGAGGCUGAGCAGAUCGUGGGCUAUCCGACCUCUUUCCUGAACCUCAGAUGGCUGUUCAAUGAUGAGAUCGCGAACACUGCUAUACAUCUUAGGAAAUUGGUUGGAACAAAUCAUCCUCUACUAAAAUCGGCUAAGAAUCUCCUGAUCGGCUCCAAAAGCAACUUGCAAUCUGUGGGACUUAUUGUGCUUUUAGUAUCAAAAGCUGCUGGAUUCCAAACUCAGCAUUUCACCAAGGAUCUCUACGAUUCAGGAGUUCUACACUCCCAGAGAGCGUUGGCUGAGAUCGUGGAAAUGAAGAGAACUGGUCAUCUCAUACAUAAGACCAUGGCUAAUCUGCAGGAUAAGGAAAAACAUGGGGAUAAGUUUAAGGAUCUGCUGUAUGGAAAUAAGAUUGUUUUAUUGACAGGAGAUUACCUCCUAGCGACCUGCCUGCAGCACCUAGGGGGACUACGCAACAACGAAGUGACAGAGCUGAUAUCAACUGGCCUACGCGACCUCGUGGAAGGAGACUUCUUUGGCGACCACGACGAUGAUAACAAUCCUUUGCCGAGCAAGCCGAAAGCUAGCAACGAAGUUACAAGCCACUACAACUGGGAACACGAAGACAACUUGGCCAAGCUUGGCUCAAACGAAUACCUUGGCCAAGGCAAAGACGAAUGGCUCCUGCGUACGAUGCUCACAUCUGGUAGUUUACUUGGCAAGGGAUGCCAAGCCGCGAUGAAGCUUGGCAAACAAGAACACCUGGAAAAAGACGCGUACAAACUUGGCGGACACUUGGCAAUUAUUUGGCAACUUUACUUGGACGUUAAAGACUUCUUUACACACCCAUAUUCGUAUUCUUUAGUUGGUGCCCCUGUCACUUUAGCCAUUUGGGAAUACCCUACGGUGUACAGUUAUAUAAUAGAGGCAAAGUUAGAUAAAAAGCCAGUGGAAUUCAAACAGUUAUACUAUGCGGUGCGUGGAACGAGGGCGUUGGAAUACUUGACGAAGUUUCUGGAAGAAGAAAUGGCGGCCAUUUUGAAAUAUAGCAGUAAGUUUCCGGUAGAGGACGCUAGGGUCGCGAUCCAGAAGAUGGCCAUGACGGUUCAUAGCGAAACACUGCAGUUUAUUGAGUGA